UGUAAGGAUUCAGAACAUUGCGCAUGUAAUAUGAUCAAUUAUCUUGCAAACCCAUACCUUACAAACUUUGAAAUCGACUUAUAAUACCGUAACCGACCAUUGAUCAACAUUCGGAAAAAAGAAAUAUCAAACAAAAGUGCUGAAUAGUGACAUUGAAAUUACUGUUCAACAAUAAAAAUAAGAUGGACCCGUCCCAAGUCAAAAUCCCCCCGGUUAAAGACCUCACCAUCGACAACAUCACCGAAAAUGUCAUUCUCAUCAACUCGCUCUGCAAAGACCCACGAAUGAAAUAUGUUCUCGAAAGGCUUGUUACUCAUCUGCACGACUUUGCACGCGAAACCCGACUCAGCUCGAACGAAUGGAUGGCGGGCAUUAAUUUCUUGACAGAAACUGGAAAGAUCUGUACCGACGUGCGACAGGAAUUCAUCCUCCUCUCUGACGUCCUUGGCCUGUCACUCAUAGUCGACUCAAUCGACCACCCGAAACCCCCAAACUCCACCGAAGGCACCGUGCUCGGCCCAUUCCACACGCACGAAGCACCGACCAUAACCCAAGGUGAAGACAUCUCGCACGAUGCCGACGGCGAGCCCUUACUUGUAGUCUGCAAUGUCAAGGAUAGGGCCGGAAAUCCUCUCAACGGUGUGAAAAUCGAUAUCUGGGAAACCGACUCGUCAGGGCACUACGAUGUUCAGCACGCUGAUCGCUCGGGCCCGGAUGGGCGUGGCGUGAUCCUUUCAGAUGAGAAUGGCGAGUUCUGGUUUAAAGCUAUUAAGCCAGUUCCGUACCCAAUUCCGCAUGAUGGUCCCGUGGGAAAGCUACUGGAGAAGUUGCAUAGACAUCCGUACAGACCGAGUCAUAUGCAUUUCAUGUUUGAGAAGGAGGGGUACGAUCAUUUGAUCACAUCACUCUAUCUUAGAAAUGAUCCCUACGAAACAUCCGACGCCGUUUUCGGGGUCAAAAAUACUCUGGUUGUUGAUCUAGGAAAAGUCGACAGCGCGCUGGCGGCCAAGUACGGCAUUGCUGAAGGAUCGUGGCUGAUGACGUAUGAUUUCGUGCUUGUGACUGACAUGGAAACGAGCGAGUUGCGUGCGUAUAAUUCUCAGAUGGCUUUGGAGAAGCUGGGUCGGAAAGUAAGGAUUGUGAAUGGGCUGCCAAUUCCGGAUUUAGAUUGAUUUUUAGGCCUGUCAAUUAACAUUCUAGGGAGAUUACCGAUUUACAAACGUGAAGAGAUACUUACUUAGAAAGAGAGUCAAAGCCUUAAUUCGAAA
Messenger RNA from Talaromyces proteolyticus, 1268 nucleotides. RefSeq names its product putative catechol dioxygenase. The record is from RefSeq and is a predicted model, not a curated record. The transcript is spliced from 3 exons. NCBI's taxonomy places the organism in Eukaryota, Fungi, Ascomycota, Eurotiomycetes, Eurotiales, Trichocomaceae. Gene Ontology annotation, molecular function: catechol 1,2-dioxygenase activity; ferric iron binding. Gene Ontology annotation, biological process: catechol-containing compound metabolic process. The coding region runs from base 183 to 1172 and encodes 329 amino acids.